Molecule: messenger RNA, 1697 nt
Organism: Haliotis rubra (blacklip abalone)
Lineage: Eukaryota; Metazoa; Mollusca; Gastropoda; Lepetellida; Haliotidae
Product: coadhesin-like
Exons: 9
Coding region: 281-1441 (386 amino acids)
Source: RefSeq, a predicted model, not a curated record
UCCUUCCGUUGACCUGAGCUUCUGUUCCAACGCCGGCCUGUGCGGGGUGUACAGCAACUUCCCCUACGACUGUCCAAACCUUUGUGGAACUUGUCCCAGAACUUGUAACAAAGUGUGUGAAAACGGCGGGACUCAGAACACCAUACCUUGCCUGUGUCACUGUCCACCUGACUACACCGGGGAUAUAUGUGAGACACCAAUAUCUGCUGUGAACGGCGAAUGGGGUCAGUGGGGGGAGUGGAACACGGCGUCUGUCGGCUGCCCUGCAACCUGCGGGAACAUGGCCUACAAGACCACCUGGCGAACCAGGGCGUGUGACAACCCCGCCCCCUCUAACGGGGGUCAGGACUGUGUGGGCGAGGCGACACAGCCUAGACAGGAGAGCUGUAGACUGACUAACCCGUGUCCAGUUGACGGCAAAGUAAGCGACUGGUCAAGUUGGGGUGGUCAAACCUGCUCAGUUACUUGUGGUCACGACGCUACCAUGUCACUGUUUAGGACACGCACCUGCACCAACCCAGCACCAGCCUAUGGGGGAGCGGACUGCACGGAUAUACUGUCUGAGACCAUGGAAGUCAGCUGCAACCUUCCCUACUGCCCGAUCAGCGGCGGCAUAUCAGCCUGGGGACAAUGGAGCACACCGCAGUGUCCCCAGUCGUGUGGCUUGUCUGCCCAGAAGGAGGUGAGGAGGACCCGGAGCUGCACCAACCCUCCCCCACAGUACGGGGGACGUGACUGCACUGAGGCACGCUCCCAGACGGCGCUUGUCCCCUGCAAUAUUGGGCCUUGUCCAGGUGGGGUGGACGGUGGAGUGAGUGAGUGGAGUGUCUGGACGGGCUCUACCUGCUCUGUCACGUGCGGAGUAUUGGCCGUGAGGAACGUGACCCGGACGAGGACUUGCACCAAUCCUUCACCCCAAAAUGGCGGCCGGGAUUGUCUGGAGACAUUACUGGAAACAACUGUCAGAAGCUGCCAGCUCAGCGGGUGUCCAGUUGAUGGCGGCUUCACACAGUGGGGACUGUGGACCAAUCCGCCAUGCUCCAUGGCCUGUGGAAGUGCCACGAAAAGUGUGACCAGAACCAGGUCUUGUAGCAAUCCCACCCCACAGAACGGUGGACGACCGUGCACUGGUAACAGUUCAGAAUCAGAAGAAAGGAACUGUGGUCUUCCCCCAUGCACAGAUGCCCAGACCGACGCUACUUACAUGGUGUGGAUUGUGGCUAGUGGAAGUGUUGUGGCAGUACUGUUCGUGGUGCUGAUCGUCGUCGGGGUGGUCGUGUGUGUCAUGAGGAGACGAAGGGCCGACAAGACAUCAGGUAAAACCUUCUAUGACAGCGACGUGUGGACCACAGACGACAACACUUACACGGCUACCACCGCCCUGACCACCACCACACCGACCACCCCCAUGGACAAAACCUACGACGGAAGGCGUCUCUAGAGCAACAACAUGACAUUAUAGGGACACCCAGUCGCAGCUACGCCGCAUAUUGAAGCUUUAUGAAAGUCUGAGAGGCAUGAGAAAGCGAUGAAAUAGUGCUGCCAUGUCUGUAUAUAUAACGUAUUAUUCAAUGAUUCUUGGAAACAGUAUCCAUGAAAUUGUAAUAAAUACUAAUAAUGAAUUAAAUUGAUUCCAUGCGGAAGAAAUAGUAAUUUUGACAGUGAAGUGAUAAUAUAACUUUUUACUGUCAUGUCAA